AUGAAUGCUGAUCGCAACGAAACAGUAUCCAAAAUGAGCUUAUGCGGGGUAUUCAAUGGUAGCGAUGAAGGGAUGACCACAUUCGAGCAGUUGUUCUAUAUCGGUAGUGGUGUGACAGGGUUCGUCUUCAAUACAGUCGUUAUGCUCAUUGCUGUAUUGCAUAUCGAUACAAAUGACAAACCACGUCAGAUAAUAGUGAUCAACAUGACGGUCGCAGAUCUGUUGACGUGUCUUGUCUAUAUGCUGACACGUCCAUUUCUUGAGCAUCUACCAGUAUUGUUUUGCUAUCCCUACUAUGUGACAAUAUGUACUGUUCAGUUGUGCAGUUGUUUCAAUCUACUUUGGCUAAAUGUGGAUAAGUUUAUAUUUGUGCAAUUCCCAUUGCAAUACUACAUCAUUGUGAAUCGCUUCCGCAUUUUGAUCGUUUCAAUAUUAACUUGGACAGCUAUUAUUAGUCUUGUUAUGUUUGCUUAUCACUUCAUGUCGUAUCGUUCUAAUCCGGUUAGCGUUCUCCCACGUAAAUCAAUAAUGAAUUUCAUCAUCUUAUCUUCUUUAAUUAAUCACCACAAUGAAUUUCAGCCACGUUGUGAUUUGGUCGCUCUGCCACCUUUUAUUUAUACACCUAUUUGCGUAAUGUAUAUAUCGCUAAUUAUUGGCUGCUUUACGAUCUCAGUGAUUAUUUUUUUGAUCGCGCAAGGCUCGAAUCGGAUAGAAAACAAAGCUCGAUCGAAGCUUUUUCAACGACUUUUCUUCUUAUUCUGUAGCACACUCUGGACAUUCUUCACCUGUUUGCCCUAUCGAUUGCUCUAUUUGACAACAAUUAUUGAAUCGCAUUUGACCAUUCACUAUUGUCCGUCGCACGCUAUGAUGACCACAACUGAUUUCUUCUUUCGUGUUCUCGUUCUUGGAACGGUGAUCAAUCCGGUAAUAACAAUUGUCACUCAACGUGUCUAUCGUGAACGACUGCUGUGGUAUAUGAAGCGAAUCAGAUUCACAGUGUGCCAUUCGAAUGAUGAUCCGGAUGCAACGAAUAGACUUCAUAAGUUCACGUCGUCAAUGUUGAAAGAUGAACGUCUAUGUGAAUUGCAUCCCGAAUAUGGACAGAAAGAGAAAGCUGCGGACGAAAGCAGAAAUGGAAAGCAGUUGUUGUGA
Anisakis simplex (herring worm) is the source of this 1152-nucleotide messenger RNA. The record is from the annotation of a GenBank genome assembly. Lineage: Eukaryota; Metazoa; Nematoda; Chromadorea; Rhabditida; Anisakidae.